CUUACACAAUUUGAGGAAAAUGGAAAAGAAACCUUAUUUUGCUGUGUUGCUCAGACAUAGCAUUUAUGCAGGAAUGUUUCUGCUCUCCAAAGCUGCCUUUGAUGGCGGAAUGAACAACUUUAUCUUUGUUUUCUAUAGGCAAGCCAUAGCCACACUGUUCUUGCUACCCAUCGCUUUGUAUUUUGAAUGGAAAACUGCGCCUCCCCUCUCAUUUGUAACCUUCGCCAAGAUCUUUAUGCUUUCUUUAUUUGGGAUAACCAUAUGUCUUGAUCUUCAAGGGGUUGCUCUUAUUUAUACAUCAGCAAGUUUAGCUGCAGCAACUAUAAAUGCUAUUCCUGUCAUUACCUUUCUUUUCGCCCUUCUAUUCAGGGUGGAGGUGUUGAGGCUAAAGUCAACAGUAGGAUUAGCAAAGGUUGGAGGAAUAGUAUUUUGUAUGGGCGGUGUGUUGGUUUUGGUGUUCUACAAAGGCCCUCAACUCACAUUCUUUAACAAUCACCAUCUUUUUUCUAUACACAAACAUCAUCAAAAUCCACUUCAUGUUGCUUCAACCCAAACUUGGAUUAAGGGUUGCUUCCUAAUGAUGGCUUCAAAUACCUUGUGGGCUUUAUCACUUGUCCUUCAGGCGUUUGUACUGAAAAGUUAUCCUUCGACACUUCUAUUCACUAGUCUUCAAUGCCUUGUUAGCUCAUUUCAAUCGUUCGCUAUUGCCAUUGCUUUGGAGAGAAACCUUGACGAAUGGAAAUUGGGUUGGAAUCUUAGACUUCUUUCAGUCGCAUAUUGUGGAAUAGUGGCAACUGGAGUUACAUAUUCUCUUCAAACAUGGGUCAUUAAGAAGAAAGGACCAGUUUUUUUAGCCAUGUCAACGCCGAUUAUUCUUGUCAUUACAACUAUUUCUUCUGCUCUUCUUCUUGGCGAGAGUGUCAGCCUUGGAAGUGGUAUAGGUGGGCUCUUACUGAUUGGAGGUCUCUACAGUGUGCUAUGGGGAAAGAACAGAGAGCAAAAAGUUAAUGAAGAGCUAAAACAAAUUGACAAAGAAUGCAGUUUGCCAGGGAGGGGAAGUGAGACAUCUCAAUCGUGACAAUUCACCGUCUUCCUCGAUUAGAAAUAUUUGAAUGUGACAAGCCUUUGUUUUUUAUUGGUUCUUAGAUUUCAUUUUGUUUUUAGUUUGUAUAUUUCAAAUUUAGUUUAUGUUAUUUUAAGUUAAGUUGGAAAAUUUGAACAUAUACCUAGAUUAACCAA
Molecule: messenger RNA, 1239 nt
Organism: Cucurbita moschata (crookneck pumpkin)
Lineage: Eukaryota; Viridiplantae; Streptophyta; Magnoliopsida; Cucurbitales; Cucurbitaceae
Product: WAT1-related protein At5g64700-like
Exons: 7
Coding region: 20-1078 (352 amino acids)
Cellular component (GO): plasma membrane
Molecular function (GO): transmembrane transporter activity
Source: RefSeq, a predicted model, not a curated record